Molecule: messenger RNA, 1482 nt
Organism: Aphanomyces invadans
Lineage: Eukaryota; Oomycota; Saprolegniomycetes; Saprolegniales; Verrucalvaceae
Exons: 4
Coding region: 20-1297 (425 amino acids)
Biological process (GO): transmembrane transport
Molecular function (GO): transmembrane transporter activity
Source: RefSeq, a predicted model, not a curated record
CAAUUCCAAACGUGACAGGAUGGACACAGCGCCGCUCCUUCCAUCGUCCAAGGCUCCGACGCCCUGUUAUGCGUUAUGGCUCUUCUUCAGCCUUGUGGGCGGGAUGAUCUAUGGGUACAACGUCAGUAUUGCUCCAUCGCUUCCGUACCUCGCCGACGACUUGAAUCUUACCACGUCCCAGCAAGAGAUGGCAAGUGCGUCGGCUACGUUGAGCGACACCCUUACGAUGCUUGCUGGCGGGCAUCUCGCCGACGCGUUUGGCCGGCGCCCGACGGCGAUUGCCGCGUGUGCCUUGAGCGUCUUUGGCGCUAUCGGAAAUCUGGCAUUCCAUUCGUCGCUUUCGUACUUUUUGUUCUGGCGUCUCUGUGCCGGCAUCGGCAAUGCGCUCUCGAUCCUAAUCCUCCCCAUGUACAUCUCCGAGUCCGUCGACGUCGCGCGUCGUGGCCGAUGCAUCUCGCUCUACCAGCUCGGGGUCCUCACAGGCACGCUCGUUCCUUACGUCGUGAUGCUGUUGUCGGAGAAUUGGCUCCUCACAUUCGCGCUUGGCGCGGUCCCCGGUCUGUUCACCCUGGCGUGCUUCUUCAGUGGCUACUUCACCGAGCGGCGUCAUGAAGCGUCUCGUCAAACUGCGCCAGAAAAGCCACAUCUCCUGGCGGCGCCUUCGGCGUCGCUGCCGCAGCUCUCCCACGCCACCCUGCUCGUGGUGGGCAUCUUACUAGCGUACUCGAACAACUCCAUUGACCUGACGCUGUUCUACGGCCCCACGAUCAUCUCCCAGUUCAUUCAGAGCUCGUCUCGCGUGUCGGCCAACCUCAUCGGGCUCUGUCUCUCGUCGUUGUCCGUCGUGUCCGUCGGCGGUGCUGCCAUCUUCCUCCGGUCAACCUUUCCCCGCCGUUCCUUCUACCUGGUCUGCCACGGCAUCGUUGUCGUGUGCUUCCUGGCCGCGUCCGUUCUAUUCACGUCGGCAACCGAGAACGCGUCGCUGGACGCCCGUGCCUUGCUUCUCCUCGUGGUCCUCGGCCUCCUCGUGCUCUUCCAAACGUGUGGACCAGGGCUGCUCUUUGUCCUGAUCGUGUCGGAACUGUUCGAAGACCCUGUCGUCCGCGCGACAUCCAUGGGCUACUGCACCUUUGCCAUGUCCGGCUUCUCCCUCGUCAUUAACGGCACCCUCCUCAGCCUCUUUGCCGCCCUCGGCGUCGGCGGCACCUUUGCCGCUUACGGGUUGUCCUAUGCGGCGUGCUGGGCCGUGUUUUACAAGUACUUGCCAGAGACGUCAACGCGCCAGAUCCAGCAUUAAGCCACGAAUUUAACGAUGUCAUGGAGAGGAAGCAGCGUCGACGAGGAAGGUUCGAUAAAUAGGGUUGUCGGCGCUGCCUCAUUUGCGCGUCGGGAGGUCCCUCAUGUCCCUCUGCCGCCGCUUCUUGGCGCGCUCCUUGCGCUCUUCCUUGGAUAGAAUUUUCCGCCCGUCGGCGGCUUCUGUGC